AUUCUUCUUUCUUUUUUUUGGCAGUAAACAAUUCAUCUAGAUCUAUAGCUUUAAAAAGUUCGUGAGCUGUAUUUUCUCCAAAUAUAGCAAUGAGUAAUCGGUAUUUUGGAGAAAAAUCUCCAUCCUAAAUGCUUACUACUUUACUAGGUCACCUGAUACCAGUACACUGUCACGUGAUUUCAUGCAUGUACGUGUACUAUAAUUGGGAGUACCGAGUAGUUGGUUGGAAGUUGAAGUCAGAACAGGCAAAAUGUCAUUGUCAAAGAUAUCAAUUCUGGUUUUAUUUGGUGCCUUGAUCAAUGAAACCCAUCUCUGGUUGAAGACAAAAUCGUAUCUAACUGAUGAUCAGACAAUUGCAAGAAUAGCAGAGAAAUUUGUUGGACUUCCACACCAAGAUGCCUUUGACAAGGUGGGUGAGGUUCUUCGGGAGAGAUACCCUGGUCACAUCCUACCCAAAGAGAGGGAGGAAUGGAUCUUCAUGAAUGCCGGUGGCUGGAUGGGGGCCAUGUGUCUCGUGCAUGCCUCGCUCACCGAGUAUAUUCUGUUCUUUGGCACUGCGGUGGAUACUGGCGGUCAUUCUGGUCGAUAUUGGGCAAAUGUUUCUGACACGAUCAUAAGUGGGAAUUUUCGGCAGUGGAAAGAAGGAACAACCGAGAGUGAAGAGUAUGGACCGGGAGUCACACUACUCCAUGCUUGGGGUGAGGCCACUUCCGUCCAGUGGACCGCGGGCACCUGGAUGGUUGAAUAUGGGCGUGGUUUUAUACCCUCCACCCUCCCGUUUGCCAUUUCCGACACAAUCUUCAGUACCCAAGACUUCUACACCCUCUACCGAAUCGUCAGGAUCUACGCAGAGGCACUGUUCCAGGAACUGCUAUGUGUUCUUUGAUGAUGGUUUAAGAUUGUUAGUGGAUUAGUUAACAGAAUGGGGAAGGGGGGUGGUUAGAUUGACAGUUAAUUUGGUUAAGUUUGUUUUUCCUAUUGAUAUACUGAUGGUUCAUAAGUUCAAAGGUUUUUAAUUUAAAACAUGAAAUAAGGUUUGAUACUCUAUAAAGGUUGGCCAAACCAUUGGCAGAUCCAGGGGGGCACAUCUGGCCUGUGCCCCCCCCCUCCUUUUGAGAUGCAUAAUCAAAAUCUGUAAUGUAAAUUGGCCGUUCUAACACAAGUUUGCUCCCCCCCCCCCCCUUUUGAAAGUGAGGACCUUUUUUGUUUGAUGGAGAUUAAAGCAACUCUAUCUGAAAUAGGACCAGCAUCGAUUCUUUUUAUUAGCAUUUGAUAGGUAGGCCUAAGGUACCAUCUUACUAAUCAAAAUUGCUACCCUUCAAUAGAUUUUUAGAAAUGUUUGAAUGAGUUCUGAUAACAAUAAUGAUAAUAAUUAAAAAUGAACGUGAUGAAUGUACAAUGUUUUGUAUAGCACACUUCCAUUUUUUGAUGUUGGAUAGUAUCACACUUACUAUUAAUAUGCAAGAGUGUCAUAAUGAUCAUAAUAUAUUGAAUAUAUAAUCUUUUGUCUAACACAUCACUUCCAAAGUAUUACCUCUGACCGGUUACCUCUGGCCAAUUUAUUUGGUAUCUUUCAUACAAGAGUGGUAUAAUGAAUAUAAUUAUAUUUUGAAUAUGCAUGCUUUGGUAGAGCACAUCAAUUGAAAAGAAAAUGUUGGAUGUUUGGAUUUUUACCUCGAAUUGAUAUGCCAAGGUGAUAUGAUGAUUAUAAUAUUACGUGUAUAUAAAUAUACAUUCCUUUGUAGCACAUCAAUUAGAAAAAUAUGUUGGAUAUUUUUACCUCUGACUUUUAUAUGCAAGAGUGAUAUAACGAUCAUAAUACAGUGCGUAUCAAAAAAAGUUUACACUUUGAAAAAGCCCUGGGAAUUAAAAAAUAUACAACAUGUGGGUAAUUUUUUCACAUACAAUCUUGGGUUUGGGUCUCAUCUGUCCAAUGAAAGUAAAAGUUUUGACAGAAUGUUACACUUGAGUGAGCACUGUCCAUUUUUGUAAAGCUCGCAGAAAUCUGUUUGCUCAGAAAUGCUGGUUUUCACGCUGUGUCAAGGGGAAAGGGCGAAAUCAAACUUACCCUGCAAAACAUUUCUCAUACAUUUCCCUUGCACUUUUAGUCAAUUGAAAUAAAACGGAUACAUUCAAGCACAGUGUAACAAUUUUACCACCCUAAUUGAAAUUUCAACACUUAGUAAGCACAACCUUUACCUCUUUUUUGCCAGCUGGAUCUGAGGACAUAGCUGAAUCUGAACAAACGUUUAUAUCAGACAUCUCCAGCAUUUUUUCACUAAGUUUUUAUCAUUUAAAGUGGGUUUACAUUUCCUUUUUCAUUUAAUACUUGUUUCUCCACACUUUUCCCAAGCUUGGCAAUGAUUAAAAAAAUGAAAAUCAAGCCUAAGCCAUGUCAUGUAAAUCACAGCUCAGUGUAAAGCAAAUAUUGUCAUGAUGGCCUCGGUGUGUGGGGGAGUGGGAUGAGGCGCAAUGCACUCUUCGAAGUGUUUCGGGCAAGGAAACAAGUUAAAAAAGAUAAAAGAUAUCUUCAAAUAAAUUUUACUAGCUAAAUUUCACGUGUUCAUGAUUAAGGUCUACUUUUAUAUGCAUAACUUUUUCAAAGUCCUGCGCAAAUAAUUUUUCACUAACUUUUCAAAAGUAAGUGGUGUUCACUCAAGUGGAAAUAUUUUUCGACAGUUAUAUCGUCAUUUGCUUUAAUGGAUCUGUACCAAUGUUAAAAUGUGGAAAAAUCUUCAGGAUAUUACAAAUAUAUAAUUUUACAGGAUUUUUUCUAAGUGUAACCAUUUUUUUAUACGCACUUUAUAUUAUGAAUGUACAUCCUUAUGUAUAGCACAUCAUUUUCAAAAGUCGGAUAUUUUUAUUACCUCUGACUUUGGUAAAUUUCCGAGUGUGUCUUGAACCAAGAAUCCCAGAAGUAAGCCCACAAUGCAUUUGUCCUUGCUAAUUAUUGUCUACAUGUAUCAUUUAGCAAUUUAGUUACAUUAUUACAUUAGUUACAUUAUAUUACAGUACCAGACUGAGAAAAUGUAUAGUGGGAAUGAUUUAUAUGAGAUUGGUACAUGUAUUAGCACUUUCAAUCUGUGCUAUGGAAGCAAAAUGCCAUAUCGGGUUCAGGCCUUUUUGGCAUGAGGCCGACGAUAUCAUAUAUUCCUGCUGUGGUUAAACUUGAAAAAUAUGUUAAAACAGUUUAAUCCAAUCAAAUAUAGCUUGGGUAAAGUCUGUAAACAAGAAUCCAAAUCAAUUCGGAAAAACACUUCCGCUAAUAUUGCAAAGCUGCGGGCAGCCUUGAUAGAAACGGACUGGAGUGAAGUUCUUAAAGAAAAUGAUGUGGACAUAUCGUUUAAAAGGUUCUUACAAAAAUUCAUGUCUCUGUAUAAUAAAAAUGUACCAGUUGUAAAGCAAAGUAGAAGAAAUCGUAAAAAUGUUCCUAUUAUGCCAUGGGUUAGUGCUUCUUUGUUGAGAUCCAUUAACAAGAAAAACAAGCUGUAUUAUUCGUAUAAAGUGCGUGGUACCGAAUCUUCACGUAAACGUUAUGUAAAUUAUAAAAAUACGCUUACUUCAGUCCUUCGUAUUGCAAAGAAAUCAUAUUAUCGCACUCAAUUUCAGGCAACAAGAAACGAUAUCAAGGGAACUUGGAAAGUGAUUAAGAAAGUAUUCAAGUCAAAGGAAAAGAUAUCUCAUGUAAAGAGUAUUGAAAUUAACGGUCAUGUGGUGGAAGAAAGGAAUAUUAUAGCAGACAACUUUAACAAUUACUUUUGCAGCAUUGGUCCAAAACUUUCACGGGCAGUGCCACUUUCUCAGCAGACUUACAGAGAUUUUAUGAAAGAGCAAAAUAGUAAAAGUUUAUUUUUCUUACCAGUAGUUCGGGAAGAACUGCUUACCAUUGUGAAAUCUCUUAAAAACGGGAAAAGUCCUGGUUAUGAUGGGGUUUCUAACAACUUAAUUAAAGAAAUUAUCUUAGGAAUUAUUCAACCCCUACUUCAUGUCUUUAAUCUAUCAAUGUCAUGUGGGAAAGUUCCUACUGACAUGAAAAUUGCGAAGGUCGUACCCAUUUUUAAGAAAGGAGACCCUCAAUGUCUGAAUAAUUACAGACCUAUUUCUCUAUUGACUGCAUUCUCAAAGAUUCUUGAGAAAGUGAUCUAUGUUAGAACUUUGAAAUUUUUCAACAAGAGUAAUAUUUUUUCUAAAUUUCAGUUUGGCUUUCGCGAGAAACAUACCACCACCCAUGCCUUGCUACAUUUUAUUGAUAAAGUAUCACAAUCCAUAGACAAAAAGAUGCAUACAAUUGGUAUAUUUCUUGAUUAUUCGAAAGCUUUUGACACAGUAGAUCAUGAUAUUUUGACUGGCAAGUUAUCACAUUAUGGUAUCAGGGGUACAGCAUUGGACUGGUUCAAGAGUUACUUAGCUGACAGGAAACAAUUUGUCUCAAUAAAGGAUGCUGAGUCAGGUUUACAGAAUGUCACUUGUGGUGUUCCCCAGGGAUCCCUCCUUGGUCCGUUAUUAUUUAUUGUGUAUAUUAAUGAUUUUCACUAUUCCUCUGAUAUUUUAUCGUUCAUUUUAUUUGCAGAUGAUUCAAGUUUGUAUCAUUCCCACAGAAAUCCUGAGACCCUUUUAAAAACAGUUAAUAGUGAACUGAGGAAAGUCACUUUGUGGAUUCAAGCAAAUAAAUUAUCUCUAAAUAUGCAGAAAACAAAUUAUAUGCUCUUUAGCAACACGAUAUUAAAGAUAAGUUCCAGGUGAUGUUAUAUUUAAUGAUGUGUUAAUAGAUAGAGUAAAGACGACCAAAUUUCUGGGGUUGCAUAUAGAUGAAAAACUGAUUUGGAAAACCCAUAUAAAUCAUCUAUGUAAGACAUUAUCAAAAAAUAGUGGUGUAAUAUACAAAUUAAAAUCCUUUUUCUCUACUGAUAUUCUUUGUAUGAUGUAUUCAACACUAAUUCUCCCGUAUCUCAAUUACGGUGUUCUUGCAUGGGGUAAUUCUCUUAAAACCAAUCUAGAAAGGGUGUACUUGAUUCAGAAAAGAGUUUUAAGAAUUGUUUGUAAUGUUAACUAUCGCUCGCAUACUACCCCACUUUUUUAUGAGCAUAGAAUUCUAAAAUUACAAGAUAUCUAUGAUUUUCAACUUGGUACUCUAAUGUAUGCAUACAAUGCAGGCAUCAUGCCACCAGCUCUGGUCACAAUGUUCAUGAAAAAUAGUGACAUACAUAACUAUUAUACACGAAAUGCUUCUGCAUUCCACUUACCCAAGUUACAUACAAGUUCUGCUUUUAGGACAGUUGUAAAUACAGGACCCAGGUUCUGGAACUCUCUCAAUUCAAAUAUAAAAAAAUCGGUAAGCAUUUAUACUUUUCAGCGUGUACUUAAAGGUUAUCUUCUUAAUUGUUAUUUGUGAGUUGCUCUAGGUUAAGAUAUGCUUUUAUAUACUAUGUUAUUUUUAAUUUUGGAGCCUAAAAAACUGUAUAUAAGACUGGAGAAUGUUAUGUUAUAUCAAUAUAUAUUUAUCUUGUAUCUUGUCUAACUGGAUUCUUCUGCAGAGGGUCAGCCCAUGUUUUUUUCCUUUUGUAUUCUUUUCUUGUGUUUCUUUUACCUUUGUCAUGUUUUUUUUUUUUUUACUUUACUAUUAUUAUUUAUACAUACGAUCGUCCUCUUUUUUUCAUGCCAUGUUAUCUAUACUUAUUUCCUCUUCCAUCAUAUAUCACUUAAUUAUAUCAUAUUGUUGUUAGUUUAUUAGACUUCAUAACUGUACAUUCAAGCAAUAUAUUCUAUUAGUGUGUGUUUUUUGUCAUUGAUUAGUUUUAGUUUGUCUUUUUUUGUUUUAUUGUUGCAUUUUUUUUUCUUUUGUAUUUUAAAGAUAUUACAUGUCAACACUGAAUACUAUUCAGUCAUGUACUUGAAACAAAGGAGACCCUAGCCUUACAAGCCUUGCUUUUUCAGGGGUUCUCCUUGUCUUUCUCUCAAUACAUUUAGUUAUUUUGCUAUGUUUCUUUUUUUUUUCUACUGUAACAAUGAUUUAUGGUUAAUUGAUUUUUUUCAUUUGUAGAAUGUGAAAUCAUACUUGUAAGAUAAAAUGUAUGUGCAGAAAGAAAGACGAAUAAAUAUCUUAUCUUAUCUUAUCUUAUCUUAUAUAGUAAAGAUAUCUUUAGAAAAGAAAUCUUUCUUAUUGAACAUAAUCAAAUUAUAAAUUGAUUCAUGUGUU
This is a messenger RNA of Lytechinus pictus (painted urchin), 6196 nucleotides long. RefSeq names its product sigma non-opioid intracellular receptor 1-like. NCBI's taxonomy places the organism in Eukaryota, Metazoa, Echinodermata, Echinoidea, Temnopleuroida, Toxopneustidae. The record is from RefSeq and is a predicted model, not a curated record. Gene Ontology annotation, cellular component: endoplasmic reticulum. The coding region runs from base 251 to 886 and encodes 211 amino acids. The transcript is spliced from 4 exons.